Messenger RNA from Iphiclides podalirius (scarce swallowtail), 1287 nucleotides. Lineage: Eukaryota; Metazoa; Arthropoda; Insecta; Lepidoptera; Papilionidae. The record is from the annotation of a GenBank genome assembly.
AUGGGUAUUAAAGAAGCCACUAUUUACUUAGACAACGAUUUAAAUACUUACUAUGCUGGUCAAACUGUAAAUGGGAGAAUAGAAUAUGUUUUCGACAAACCAAAAAAAGUUCGUGGUAUUCAUGUCAAAAUUAAAGGAGAAGCUCAUACUGAAUGGUCUGAAAGUAAAGAAGAACAAGAUAGCCAAGGCAAGACACAAGUAACUGAUACCACUCAUACUGGAAAUGAAGAAUACUUUCAAAUAUCUUAUUACCUACUUGGAAGCAAUUCUGGAAAUGAAAUAGAAAUCCCUGCUGGUAAACAAGUAUAUAAUUUCACUUGUGCUUUACCACCAGUGCUACCAUCAUCUUUUGAGGGUCAAUAUGGGUAUGUUAGGUAUACUAUCAAAGUAACUUUGGAUCGUCCUUGGAAAUUUGAUCAAGAGACCAAAAUAGCAUUCACUGUUAUCAACACACUGGAUCUCAAUCUUAAUCCCUCUUAUAAAGAACCAAUACACAUGCAAAUGGAAAAAACAUUUUGUUGUUUCUGUUGCACUUCUUUGCCCUUAUCAGUUGAUGUGAGAGCGCCAGUAUCUGGUUAUUGCCCAGGACAAGUGAUUCCACUCCAAGUUGAUAUUGAUAACAAGAGUAAUGUGCAACUCAAUCUUGUCAAGAUAUUUUUGAGAAAAGUUGUCACAUACAGAGCAACAUCACCUUCAACUGUGACUAAGAAAACAAAGGAUAUUAUAUUAACAUUACAGCAAGGUCCAGUGGAUGUUGGCUCAACGAAACAAUGGAAUUUAACCUUGGAAGUACCACCGGUGCCUCCAUCUAAUCUUGUCAAUUGCAAUAUAAUUGAUUUGGAUUAUGAUUUGAAGGUGGAAUGUGAAGUAUCAGGAAUGCACUUUAAUAUGAAGGAUAAGAAGUAUAUAACUAUUGGAACUGUUCCAUUGGUAGGCAUGAGCGGACAACCCGUUCCAUCAGCGCCAAUGCCAGACGGUUUUCCCCAGAACCAGCCUGCAGUGUUGCCUGUGAGCCCCGGACAGCCAGCUAUGCUACCGAAUGUACCAUUAGGACCUAAUGGCGACGUAGCUCCGGGUGGUUGGGUAUUGCCCGGUUCAGUACCUGGCCAACCGCCGCAUCAAUCAUUAUACCCUACCCUAACUGAACCAGUGUACAAGGAAUCUCCAUACGCCGCUCGAACUAUCCAAGACCGUGGUGAUAGUAACUACGUUAACAUAGCAGGCCCGGCCAACUUCGCACCAUAUUACCCAACCUAUGCGUCUGUGCAACCUCCGCCAUUGCCGCAG